AUGGCAGGCAAGAGCCGCGCUGCGCUACGUCGCGAGAAGAAGCGCAAGCAGAAGGGAGCGCCCGCUGCUUCGUCUUAUAGUGCUGAUGGAGGCGUCGCUCCCUCUAAUAAGCCCCAGAAGCGCCAGCAGAAGACCGUCUACGACAGCGACUCGGACUCGGAGGACGGCGACGCGAACCGCGCGGCCGCCAUCCCGCUGCCGUCGCUGGAGGACGGAGACAAGGUGCGCGACUUUGUGCAGGAGAUGGAUAACCAGAACAAGCCCACGGGCAAGCGCGCGCGCGCCGAAGCGGAGCAGCACGCCGUGGACCAGCGCAAGAAGCGGUACCGGGAGGAGAAGGCCGAGAAGAUCGUGUGGCGCAAGUUCGACAGGGAGAACCGCGCCUUCGAGCAGUUCUACGAGCGCUGCCUGGGGCUGGAGAAGGACGAAUUCGAGCGCUUCUUGGCGUGCUUGAAGGAGCCGCUGCCUGUGCACUUGCGCGUCAAUGGCAACUACACGAGCUUGAGCGAGAUCGUCGCCGGCACGUUGGAGCUCGACUUUAACCUGAGCGAGGUGACGGUGCCGACGCCGGUUGGAGGUGGCGAGAUGCAUGUCAAGUUCGGACCGGAGUCGUGGGUCCCCGAGAAGAGGCUCUGGAAGCUGUCGACGGACAGCAAGACGUUCCGCAAGGUGGAGGGGCUGCGCGCGCUCAGUACGUGCGUGCGCGCGCAAGGAUCACUGGGCACGCUUCUGCGGCAGGACCCUGCUGCUACGGUGCUGCCGGCGUUCCUGGAUGUCCAACCGGGGCAGCGCGUGCUGGAUCUGUGCGGCGGUGGCGAGCACCGUGCGCCUAUCGUGGAGGAGUAUCUGUGCCCUGCGUCCCCUGCUAGUGCUGGAAUUGAGACGAGCUCCAGCGCUUCGAGCUUGUUGGUGGUCAAUGAACGUGACGCGACAGCAGCGGCGUCUGCUGUGCGUAACCUGACGCGCACGUUGCCGCUGUCACGCGAGCUUGUGGUGACCGCGCACAAGCCUGAGGAGUUCCCUGCCCCGGAGGAUGCUGACGCUCUGUUUGACCGUGUUAUUUGCUGCGCCCCGUGCUCGGGAGAUGGUCUGGUGCGCAAGCUGCCCGAAAAGUGGCGUACGUGGAGUCCCGAGCAGGCUCUAGUGCACCACCCGAGCCAGCUUGGCCUGGCCGAACACGCGCUUACCCUGUUGCGGACUGGCGGCGUGCUGCUGUAUAGCACGCGAUCGAUCAACCCGAUCGAAGAUGAGGCGGUGGUGGCUGAAUUGCUCCGUCGCUCGGAGGGCGCGCUGGAGCUUGUCGAAACCGAUGACGUGCUGGAAGGACUGGGGCGCUCGCACGGUUUGACUCAGUGGGACGUCCUUGAUGUGCCAUCGUGGGAUGAAGCUCCGGAGGACCAGCGGCAUCGCCUUCGUCCGUCGAUGUGGCCUCCUACAUCUGAGGAGCGUGAUGAAAUGCACCUCGAGCGCUGCGUUCGCGUGCUGCCGCAUCAGAAUGACACCCACGGACUGUUCCUGGCUGUCAUUCGUAAGGUUCGCGAGGCGGACAAUGUCGCUGUCGUCGCAGGACCUGCCCCGCUGCCUCAGCCCAAGGGUAAGGCCAAGUCGGCUGCUGCGAGCAAGAACAAGAAGCAGACGAAGGCUGAAAAACCGUUUGGAAGCUUCACGACUAUUGACAAGACGCACUUGGCAUCGAUCCAGUCGUUCUUCGCUCUUCGCAGCAACUCGGCGUUCCUGGAGCGCGCAGGCAUGGCCCGCCAGAAACGCGCGGUGCAUCUUGUGACUCCGGCCGUUGCGCGGUUGGUGACCGAGGAGCUUCGUGGACGGCUGAGCAUUUAUCACGCUGGCGUGUUUGCACUUCGACCGGGUACUGGAAUUGAGGCUGUCGCCGAUGAGCUUACAGACGACGGAGCUCGUGCGUUGCUCCCUGAGAUGAACGCUCGUGUGUUGAACUUACCUCAAGAGGAGUUCACAUCCUUCUUGCAGUCGCGCGAGAUGUGGCUCAAGAAUGCUGGCGAGCACGCGCGCGACCAGUUAGCAAAAAUGACAGAAGGAAGUCUGGCCGUGGCUCUCGACGACAUGGAGCCGGCACAGACUGGAGACCGGGACAUCGUGCUGGUGGCUGUUAAACGACACAACUCGUGCUCUAUCGUAUCGUCCCCUGCUGCGAUUGCUCGUAUCAAGGCGCUGCUAGAAGAGCUCAACGACGCCGGUGGAGAUGACGAAGACGGCUACGACUCGUUCGAGUUUGAAGACGAGUAA
Phytophthora sojae is the source of this 2262-nucleotide messenger RNA. RefSeq lists its product as hypothetical. Gene Ontology annotation, biological process: RNA methylation. The coding region runs from base 1 to 2262 and encodes 753 amino acids. Gene Ontology annotation, molecular function: methyltransferase activity. The transcript has a single exon. The record is from RefSeq and is a predicted model, not a curated record. NCBI's taxonomy places the organism in Eukaryota, Oomycota, Peronosporomycetes, Peronosporales, Peronosporaceae.